This is a messenger RNA of Fonsecaea multimorphosa CBS 102226, 915 nucleotides long. RefSeq lists its product as uncharacterized. Gene Ontology annotation, biological process: transmembrane transport. The transcript is spliced from 4 exons. The record is from RefSeq and is a predicted model, not a curated record. Lineage: Eukaryota; Fungi; Ascomycota; Eurotiomycetes; Chaetothyriales; Herpotrichiellaceae. The coding region runs from base 1 to 915 and encodes 304 amino acids.
AUGACGGAAAAACCUCUGGGCUUCGGUUACCAGAUUGGUGCCGGGGCUAUUGCUGGCGUCUCUGAGAUCCUCAUAAUGUAUCCUUUGGAUGUAGUCAAGACCAGAGUGCAACUUCAAGGCAGAACGCCCGUCCCCGGUCAAGACUACUACACUGGCAUGUUCGACUGUCUGCGCAAGAUUGUCAAGAAUGAAGGUCCCUCCCGGCUAUAUCGUGGUAUCGGCGCGCCCAUAAUGAUGGAGGCACCCAAGCGAGCGACAAAGUUCGCGGCGAAUGACUCCUGGGGUGUAUUUUACCGUAACCUCUUCGGCGUGGAAAAGGCCACUCAACCGCUCGCCAUCCUCACGGGGGCAACAGCUGGCGCGACAGAGGCGUUCGUCGUCGUCCCCUUCGAACUCGUCAAGAUCAGAUUACAAGACCGCGCUUCGGCGGGAAGAUAUAACGGAAUCCUGGACUGCGUUGUCAAGACGGUGAAGGCGGAGGGACCCUUGGCCCUCUACAACGGAUUGGAAUCAACCCUGUGGCGACACAUCCUCUGGAACGCAGGCUACUUUGGCUGCAUCUUCCAAGUCAAGUCGCUCAUGCCCAAAGUCGACAAGGCGGAGCGUGGAAAGGCCAUGCUCAACGACUUCAUUUCCGGCACGAUCGGUGGCACCGUCGGGACGAUCCUCAACACCCCGAUGGACGUGGUCAAGUCGCGGAUCCAGAAUUCGCCCAAAAUCAGUGGAACGGUGCCCAAGUAUAACUGGGCCUGGCCCGGUCUGGGCACGAUCAUGAAGGAGGAAGGCGGCGCGGCCCUGUAUAAAGGAUUCCUGCCGAAAGUGCUGAGACUGGGUCCCGGAGGCGGAGUCUUGCUUGUCGUCUAUACCGGAGUCAUGGACUGGUUCCGGAAGAUGGGCGCUCAACCUAUUGGCUGA